GUUCUCUAGGAAAAAUGCCAACUCUUCAACUUUGGCAGCACAGAAGGUUAAACUCCACCUCAUUCUCCACAAUGUUCAUUCUACAAGGAACUUUGACCCCUCUUUCCAAGCUCCUGAAAUACAUAAGGUUUGUGACUAGUCACCUUGCAAAUCGUUCUCAGGAUCCAGUCUGCAGACUGCCAGCCUACAACUUGGGCCCAUGGUUGAGUGAAAGAGCAUUUCUGGAAAGUGUAUUUUGUCAGCAAGAGGGAGAGAAUUUAAGCACCCCACCAUGCGAGUUGCUGUGAUUGGAGCCGGCAUCAUUGGAUUGUCCACAGCCCUCUGCAUCCAUGACCGAUACCACUCCAUAGAUCAGCCCCUUGAAAUAGAGAUCUACGCCGACCAGUUUACGCCUCACACCACCAGCGAUGGGGCGGCGGGUCUUUGGCAGCCAUAUCUCUACGACAAGGGAAACACUCAAGAAACGCUCUGGAAUAAAGAGACAUUUGAUUAUCUUCUUCAACACAUUAAUUCACCAGAAGCUGAGGAGAUGGGGCUGUUUCUGCUCUCUGGAUACAAUCUCUUUACACAGCCAGUUCCGGACCCAUCAUGGAAGAAUAUCGUUUUGGGAUUUAGGACCUUGUCACAGAAAGAGCUUGAGCUCUUCCCUGGCUACAGCUAUGGCUGGUUCAACACAGCUCUGAUGCUAGAGGGCAAACGAUAUCUACCCUGGCUUACAAAGAGGUUAAAGCUGAAGAGCAUCAAGUUCUUUCAUCGGAAAAUUGAGUCCUUCCAGGAGUUGAUGGCUGAAGGCGUGGACAUCAUAAUCAACUGCACAGGAGUUCGUGCUGGGGAGCUACAACCUGACCCUGAGUUAUGCCCGGGCCGGGGGCAAGUCAUCAAGGUCGAGGCCCCCUGGGUGAAGCAUUUCAUCAUCACCCAUGAUGUUGAGACUGGGAUCUAUAACACACCCUACAUCAUACCUGGGAGCAAUGCAGUGACCUUGGGAGGAAUAUUUCAGCUGGGAAACUGGAGUCAAGAAAACAGCCCCCAGGACCACCAGCGCAUUUGGAAAGGGUGCUGUGAGUUGCUGCCUAGCCUCCAGAAAGCCAAAAUCAUCCAUGAAUGGAGCGGUCAUCGUGCCGUACGUCCAAGAGUCCGAUUGGAACACCAGGCUGUUCGCCAUGGGAUGUUACAAUCAGAGGUGAUCCACAACUAUGGCCAUGGCGGUUUUGGGCUCACCAUCCACUGGGGUUGUGCCAUGGAGGUAGCCCAUUUGUUUGGGAAGAUUCUAGAAGACCAGAGGUUGGCCAAGCCACCUCAUGCCAACCUCUGAGCACGUGGCAACAGUUCAGGCCACUUCACUGACCUUUACUUACAGGGUGGGUCUGACUUUGUAGGAUUAAGGAGCCUAGUGUUUAACUGUUUUCAUAGAUUGUUUUGCUUUGUUUUUCUUGUAUUGCUUUGUUCUUCUUGUAAACUUCUUGGAGUCCCCCACCCCCUUACAAUCAAUUGGUAUAUAAAUUAUAUGAAAUAAAGAAAUAAUACUAUUAAAGA
Messenger RNA from Lacerta agilis (Sand lizard), 1536 nucleotides. It is a transcript of the gene DAO, whose product is annotated as D-amino acid oxidase. Bases 272 to 1315 code for a protein of 347 amino acids. Gene Ontology annotation, molecular function: D-amino-acid oxidase activity; FAD binding. The transcript has 11 exons. The record is from RefSeq and is a predicted model, not a curated record. Lineage: Eukaryota; Metazoa; Chordata; Lepidosauria; Squamata; Lacertidae.